Molecule: messenger RNA, 3108 nt
Organism: Tarenaya hassleriana
Lineage: Eukaryota; Viridiplantae; Streptophyta; Magnoliopsida; Brassicales; Cleomaceae
Product: phosphatidylinositol-3-phosphatase myotubularin-1-like
Exons: 19
Coding region: 82-2613 (843 amino acids)
Biological process (GO): dephosphorylation
Molecular function (GO): phosphatase activity
Source: RefSeq, a predicted model, not a curated record
AAGCCGUUCCACAGAAACUGCGUCGUAUUUUGUGUAUCCAGAAGCCCCUCUCCCUCCCUCUCUCUCUCCCCUUGACGUGUCAUGACGGCGCCGAGGCCACCGUCUGGUCGAUCACGGUCGCUCCGAGAUUCUUCGGAGUCGGAUAAGAUGGAAGGUACCGGUAGCUGGGACGCGCUUGAGUGGACCAAAAUCGAGCCAGUUUCGCGGUCCGUUUCUUUUGAGAAUUUGGAUUGCUUGCUUGAAGCAGAGAAGGUUAUCGUCGAGGGUUAUGGAGUCGUCCUCAUUAACACUGAUGAAGCUGGGACCCUGUUGGUGACCAAUUUCCGUAUUCUUUUUCUGAGUGAAGGAACCGGACAGAUUAUUCCACUAGGUACGAUUCCGUUGGCGACUAUUGAGAAGUUUAACAAAACGAUGCAGAAAAGCCAAUCAAAUACUCGUCAGUCUGACAAAUAUCCGCCAAGACGUCUUUUACAGGUCACCGGCAAAGACAUGAGAAUAAUUGUUUAUGGUUUUCGCCCUCGAACCAAACAGAGACGCGCUGUGUUUGAUGCCUUGUUGAUGUGUAGCAAGCCAGUGAGAAUCUGGGAUCUUUAUACCUUUGUCUGCGGGUGUUCGAGAUUCCGUAACACGAACCCCAAGGAAAGAUUGCUGAAUGAAUAUUUCCGUCUUCUCGGAAGAAGUUCGUUACGAGCAUCGAUGGAUAUGAUCGAAGAUGGAUCAUUCACAUUUUCCAAUGAGUUGUGGCGGAUAACCGACUUAAACUCCAAUUUUAACUUGUGUCCGACUUACCCGUUUGCUUUGAUGGUUCCAAGAUCCAUAAGUGACGAAGACCUACUCCAGGCAUCUACUUUCCGGGCAAGGUGCCGCUUACCUGUGAUAACGUGGUGUCAGCCAGGAGGUGGAGCUGUGCUUGCACGCUCAUCCCAACCUUUAGUUGGUCUUAUGAUGAACAUGAGGAGUAACUAUGAUGAGAAGCUUGCUGCUUCAUUCUGCACCCAACUAGGUGAUCAUAAGGGAGCGCGAAGGAAGCUUUAUAUCGCAGAUGCAAGACCUAGGAAAAAUGCGUUAGCAAAUGGAGCAAUGGGAGGGGGCUCAGAAUCUUCUUCAAAUUAUUUUCAAUCUGAAAUUGUUUUCUUUGGAAUAGACAACAUACAUGCGAUGAGAGAGAGCUUCUCCCGGCUGAGAGAUUAUUUAGACAUGCACGGUACAACAUCAUCCGAUGGGGUGUCAUCAUUCUUGAGACAUGGUGAUUGGACGUGGGGAGGAGGUAAUCUCAGUAGUAUGUCUGCAUCAGUAUCUACACUCGGAGAUAGUGGUUGGCUGAUACAUGUCCAGAGCAUCUUAGCUGGUGCAGCAUGGAUUGCUGCACGUGUUGCCAUGGAGUCCGCAUCUGUUCUUGUGCACUGCAGUGAUGGGUGGGACCGAACAACUCAGCUGGUUGCUCUUGCAUGCUUAUCGCUUGAUCCAUACUACAGGACAUUUGCUGGGUUUCAGGCUCUUGUCGAGAAGGAUUGGCUAGCCUUUGGACACCCAUUUUCAGAUCGUGUUGGAAUGCCUAAUAUAUCAGGAUCUGGUAUCGAAUUACCAAGACAGUCUUCUUCUUCUUCUGCUGGAAGCUAUCCUUCAUCUCCAGCUCGGCAGUCUUCAGCAGCGAUGGCUUCUCAAUCUUCUAGCUCUUCCCACGGGCAGAACAACUUUUCUCCAAUAUUUUUGCAGUGGGUUGAUUGUGUUGCACAGCUAUUGCGGAUGUAUCCUUCUGCUUUUGAGUUUUCUUCGACUUUCCUGGUAGAUUUCAUGGACUGCGUGCUUUCAUGUCGUUUUGGAAACUUCUUGUGCAAUAGUGAGAAGGAGAGGCAACAAUGCGGGAUUCCUGAAUCGUGUGGGUGCAUGUGGGCGUACUUGGCCGAUAUACGUUCAUCCGUUGGAACGUCUCAUGUCCACAUUAAUCCCUUUUAUGAUCCUUUGAGAUAUAACGGCCCUUUACUUCCUCCCGCAGCAGCUCUUGCCCCAACCAUCUGGCCUCAGUUCCACCUUCGUUGGGCCUGCCCCAUGGAGGCUAGUGCUACAGAAAUCGAGUUCCAGUGUAGAGCCAUGGCAGUGAAGUACUCUGAAACGCAGAAGGAGAAAGAAGCAGUGGAAAAGAAGGUCGAGGAGAUGGCUUGUGCAAUGGAGUCGUUGGGUGCAGAGUUGAUAAGAGAGAGACAGCUGAGCUGCUCGGCUAGAGAAUCUGAAAACAGAGCAACAAAGGAAUGUGCAGCGAUAAAACGAGUCGUCCAAUCAUUGGGAUGCAAGGUUAACUUCACAAAGACCGGGGAUUGCACAGUUGACGUCGAGAGCAACCCGCCAAUGUUCUCUCACUCCCCUCCAAAGAGACCAUCCGAGAACCACAGGCAAUGGGAUCGGGAUGGCGACUCGGAUGUAUCGGGAAAUAGUCCCGAGAAUCUUGUAAGCAGAGUUUGCGAAGGUUUCUGCCCGUUAGGUACGCGAGAGGGAGGAUGCAGAUGGCCGGACGCAGGUUGUGCCCAGCUGGGAAGCCAGUUUGUCGGGUUAAAAGCCAACUUCGACGCGUUAAAUCGGGUCUCCAUCUACGACAGCUACUUCCCAUCCGAAUGAAAAAGCUUCACAAGUCACAACACAGACCCACAUUUCGACGGAAGCAAUAAGCACUGACAGGACUCCGGACGGAGAGAGAAAGAGAAAUUCGUGGAUAAGAAUCUCCGUGGAAACAGCGGUUAGCGAUUAGCGACAGCAACAGCGUCACAGCGUUUUAGAAUGGAGGUCUGGAUCUUAGGAUUUGUAUAGCAAAAGCAGGAAGAAUGUAAAGGGAAACGAGAGGCUCAUAGGGAAUGACUGUCGCCUAGAAGACACUCACGGUAUCUGAAGCAAUGUCUCAUCUCUGGUAAGAAGAUAUUUAACUCUUUUGUUAGAAUUCCGAUUCUUUUUGUUUUGGGGAUUAUCAGUAAGAUUGUUAUGUCAUGUGGAGUCAAGGGAUGUUUCUGUAAAAUACCAUUUUUGCCCCCCCCCCCCAAUGUUUGUGGGUGGGAAUACUCUCUGUAUAAUGGAAUAAAGAUAAUAAAUGGUUAAGUUUCUGUUUUUGGCCGUUUUCAA